GUUCCAACGACCGCCACUCAAGACGCGCACAUUCGUCGGCGGAAACACCGAGGUGCGCUACUGAGCUGAUGUUAAUAACGCUGGCCAAGCCUGCUUAGUAUCGUCGUUCUUUUCUACCGUCGCGGGCGUUCGACCGAUUGUGUUGAAGAAGCUCGUCCCGUCCAUCCUCGCAAACCUUGACGAAAAUGUCCAAGGAUCCGAUCCGCGUACUGGUAACCGGGGCUGCGGGCCAGCUGGCCUACUCGCUUAUACCCAUCAUUGCCAAGGGCCACGUGUUUGGGGAGGAUCAGUCAGUAAUCCUCCACCUGCUGGAACUACCGAGGAUGAUGAGCGUCUUAAACGGCGUUGUCAUGGAGCUGGUAGAUGGCGCCUACCCUCUCCUAAAGGAGGUGAUUGCCACAGAUGAAGAGAAGACAGCUUUCGCAGGAAUCGACGUGGCCUUCUUAGUGGGCUCAAUGCCUCGGAAGUCCGGCAUGGAUCGCAGAGACCUGCUGACCGCUAACGCCAAGAUCUUCCAGAGCAACGGGCAUGCGCUCGAUCAAUAUGCCAAGAAGUCUGUCAAGGUUCUGGUGGUGGGUAACCCGGCGAACACGAAUGCGCUCAUCUGCUCCAAGUACGCGCCGUCUAUUCCCGCGGCGAACAUCUCAGCCAUGACGCGCCUCGACCACAACAGGGCCCAGGCACAGAUUGCCCUAAAGCUGAAGGUGCCAAGUUCUGACGUGCGGAACGUGAUCAUCUGGGGCAACCACUCGUCCACACAGUUACCGGACGCCAGUCACGCCUUCGUGAACGUGGGCGGCCGGAACGUCAGAGUCACCGAUGCCAUCAACGAUGACGGCUACGUCCAGGGCGAGUUUCUCUCCACUGUGCAGAAGCGCGGUCACGCUGUGAUUGAGGCGCGCAAGCUGUCCAGCGCCAUGUCGGCUGCUAAAGCUGCGGCCGACCACAUGCACGACUGGUGGCAUGGUACUCCCGAGGGUCAUUGGGUGUCCAUGGCGGUGCUGAGUGACGGCUCGUACGAAUCGCCAGCCGACGUGAUGUUCAGCUUCCCGGUGCACAUCGACCCCCAGCGGCACUGGCGCAUCGUGGACGGACUGUCCAUGUCCGACUUUGUCCGCCAGAAGAUCCAGGCCACCGGCAAAGAACUCGUCGAGGAACGAAACGAAGCCUUGGCCUUCUGCAAGGAGUGACGGGCCGCCGCACUUGUGAUCGAGCCCAGGAUACGGGAACUCGUACCAAGAAAAGCUCUCGUUUUUCUUCAGUUUCAUCGGGCCUAACGGGUUGCCGUCUUACCAGUCCUCGUUCGCAGUUGUCCCACUCCCUCAGGACGCUGGGCAUUUUGCGACUGCCUGCCCUUCGACAGCAGCACGACAGUCCACGAAUGCGUACAUUUCCAGGUGUUCUGGCGACUGAGAAUAAAUGUACGAGCGCGAAUA
Molecule: messenger RNA, 1436 nt
Organism: Dermacentor albipictus
Lineage: Eukaryota; Metazoa; Arthropoda; Arachnida; Ixodida; Ixodidae
Product: malate dehydrogenase, cytoplasmic-like
Biological process (GO): oxaloacetate metabolic process; tricarboxylic acid cycle; malate metabolic process
Cellular component (GO): mitochondrion; cytosol
Molecular function (GO): L-malate dehydrogenase (NAD+) activity
Source: RefSeq, a predicted model, not a curated record